UGCAAACCAUUUUCGUCGUUGAUCUAUCAGUCCUUGCACCUUGGCCCCAGCGUCCGGAGCACCUGCACCGCAAGCCGCACUCUAAUUCGGAUGGACGCUAUCAAGUACGACUCCGAAAGUAACGUUGACAACAAAAUACAGGAUGGCGAAUCUAACCAACCGAGAUCUCAUUCACAAUUGCGACUCUUUUCCAAACAGGGUCAGCCAGCCUGUUGCCUACGCCGAGCUCCUCGAGUCCUACGUUUUGUUCCAGCAUGAAGGAAAGACGCUGGGAUAUCUGCUGCCAAAGGUCGUAGAGGCAUUGCGCGAGUUACCAGAUGAUUGGCACAUCACGGGAUCCGCUGCAAGUCUUGCGUCAAAGCAUGAUACCUUCGAGAAGAGAUCAGAGGCACUCAAGAGGACGGUGGAAAAGUGGAGAGAUGAACAAAGGUUCGCAAUCUUGAAAGGCUGGAGAAAUGAGCUUUACCCAUGUUACGCCGGCCCCAAAAAUGUGGUCUUUGUCAUGGAGCGAUCAGCCUGCUGUCUCUUCGGUCUCGUCACGUACGGUAUUCACAUGAACGGGUACAUCCCCGCAACGGACUCUGCACCUCUUCGAAUGUGGGUUCCGCGGAGAUCACCGCACAAGCAGACGUACGGCGGGAUGUUGGACAAUACGGUAGCAGGUGGUAUUUCAUACCCCAUGACGCCAUACGACACUUUGGUGAAGGAAGCGGAGGAGGAAGCGAGUCUUCCGGCUGAGUUGGUGAAGAAGAACACUAAGGCUGCAGGUGUUGCGACGUACUUCUAUAUCAGCUGUUCGAAACAAGGAGGGGAGGGCGGUUGGUUGCAGCCGGAGGUGCAGUAUAUUUACGACAUGGUCAUUCCUGAGGGUACGGUACCAAAACCGAACGACAACGAGGUGGAGUCCUUUGAGCUCUUGACUGUAGAAGAGGUGAAGAAGGCUCUUGCUGCUGGUGAAUUCAAGCCUAAUUGCGCUCUUGUCAUGAUCGACUUUUUCGUCCGCCAUGGCAUCUUGACUGUAGACAAUGAACCCAACUUCAUUGAGAUCUGCGCAAGAUUACACAGGACCCUCGAGUUUCCUCUACCAUAGAUAUACCAAGACCAGCUCAGUCAUACCUAGGCAUAAUAUCUAGACGCUAAAUGUCAAAAGCAAAACGCCGUCCUGUUACUCCUCCUCGUCCAUUGGCCGCCGUAUUCUGUCCAUCUCGAUUGCUUCGGAUCCACCAAACCCCAUCGUGUGCGGACCAACCCAUCUGUAGGCUUCUGAGCCCAUUGUACGUUCGUUUGCGUCUGUUUCGACGGCGGUGUAUGCUUGUCGGAGGGAAUCACCGAGACAGGAUGAUAGUGCGAGCCAUACGAGUAAUGAGAUUGGAACGGAUAUAAGGAGUACCAGAAGAAAAAGAUUCAUGGCAAUAAUUUCUCGAAGGUCGGGUUUUCGAAGGUAGACGUC
Messenger RNA from Saitoella complicata NRRL Y-17804, 1450 nucleotides. RefSeq lists its product as uncharacterized. The transcript is spliced from 3 exons. The record is from RefSeq and is a predicted model, not a curated record. The coding region runs from base 143 to 1090 and encodes 315 amino acids. NCBI's taxonomy places the organism in Eukaryota, Fungi, Ascomycota, Saitoellomycetes, Saitoellales, Saitoellaceae. Gene Ontology annotation, molecular function: 8-oxo-dGDP phosphatase activity.